Molecule: messenger RNA, 3540 nt
Organism: Pseudomyrmex gracilis
Lineage: Eukaryota; Metazoa; Arthropoda; Insecta; Hymenoptera; Formicidae
Exons: 6
Coding region: 705-1760 (351 amino acids)
Source: RefSeq, a predicted model, not a curated record
CAUGAAAUAGACAAAUGGCGGUCGAGCGAAAACACGAUACUUUCACUAUGUGUUACGUCUAUCGUGACGAAGCCAGUUUGUAUGAAGAGUAGAGCGAGAAAACUUUCCUUCCCUGUUUUUAGCGAAGAAAGCGAACGAUGGCUGCACCGCGAGACGUUUCCCACGAAGUUAGUUCCAGUGGUGUACCUGCCACCGAUCAAUUUGCAACAAUGACACGCGCUUUUCAAAUGAACGCGACGAUUCGCGCGAAGACAUUAUCAGCAGAUUUGAUUGUGAUUUUCUCUUAGGAAAGGCGUCGGAAGUGCCACACGAAAUUGACAACAUGCUUUUGGUGUAUAUCCACGUGACGACAUUGAUUAGAAAAUCGAUCGCGCAAAGUCGCUUUAUCUUCCGUUUCUUGAUGUGAAAGCGACGUGGCAUCACGCACCGCUUUUGUCUCGCGCAUUUCAAAAUAGAUUUGAACUUGUUAUGUAAGAAAAAACAAAUAAUCGUCGUUGUGCGAACAAUAUAGCGUGAGUGUGCUAAUAAACGAGCCGACGAUCGAAACGUCGAAACUUCAGUGGAUCAAGCUCGAUUAGUACGACUGAGAUCUCGACAGAACACGCUUCGUUUAUGAAAAAGCCGCGUUUUAAUUUUAAUCGAUUUACUUAAUCAGUGUAGUGUUAUUUGUUUAUAAAUUUUCCUGUCAAAUUGAAAUAGUCAAGAUGAUCAAUACUGUAUCCAGUGACAUCAUGGAAGAUUCGGUAGAGAAACACCUGCGUAUUAUCAUAAAAGAAGGCGCGGAGACACCAAUAAGCUAUGAAUGGGAGAAUCCGGAAUUGCCGCCAUUCUACGACGAGAAGAAAUUUCGGAUCGGUCAGCAAGCCUUUUCGAAGAAUUACUUUUCCAUGAUGAUUGCAAAGCUCUGUGGUCUCGUGUCCCUCUUGGCUAUCAAAACCAUACUGGAUGUGAUCAUAUUUACCAAAAGAAGCGGAAUCCCUUGCUUGGCGUAUCGCAGAUAUGCGUCGACGAUUCUUCACACAUUAGUAUGGCACGAAAAGAACCCCAAGGGCAAACCCAACGAAUUCUUAGAGUCAGUGAAGAUCGUGCGGAAAAAACACUGCGUUUCGUUCAGAAGAAGCACUGAGGCUGGUGUUCACAAACCGACGCAACUGGAUAUGGCACUGGCGCAGUUCGGAUUCAUCGGAUAUACUAUAAUCAGCGGGGACUAUCUGGGAGUGAAAGUCACUCACGACGAACUGGAAGGUGUUGUGCAUCUGUGGAGGGUUAUCGGAUACAUGCUCGGGAUGGACGACAGAUUCAAUCUUUGCGCAGGAACCGUGGAAGAAACUCGUGCUCUUUGCCAGAGAUUGUUAGAAGAGGUGUUUCUGCCUUCUAUGGCAAACAGAAACGAGCACUUCGAUCAGAUGGGCAACGCGAUGCUGCAGAGCAUGUGGCCCGUCUCCUAUGACAUCGAACCGAUAGCAUUUAUUACAUUCACAUUUCAUCUUGCGUCUACGACUGCACGCAACAAUAAUCAGUUAAUCAAAAUAGAUACGUCGAGUAUGCCGUUUCGCAGCUGGUACUUGUUCAAUCUGCAGUGCUUUGUCUUGAAAUACUUAAUGCGACCGGAUGCCUGGUGGUCUGUAUUUUUCCGUGCAUUUUUCAACAGCCUGUUACGACUCUCGAUCUUUUUUAUGAGACAUUUUCCGUUUAACGCUUAUUUGUGUUUCGGGAAGAAAUACGCCAAAGUCGAUAUUUUUCAUGAUCACUAUGACUAAUAAGUAACAUAUAAGUAUUUUUAUAGUCAAUUUAUCGAGAAAAAAAGAUAUAUACUGCCAUUAAACAAAUAUACAAUUAUAAAAAUUAACAACUUCGAUUAUAAGAAAAAUUUAUGACGUGAUUAAGCAUGAUGUUUCACAAUUAAUUAUAGCAAUAAUUUAUUAAUCAACACAUUUAUUGUUAUACGGGUAUACAGGGUAAUAUAUAAUAAUGAUUGGACAAUGAAUAAUUUUCAAAUAAUUAUCGUAAAAUAUCAAGAUAUCACGUUUUUACGAUACACAAAAAACUUCUCAGAAAAAAUUAAUUAUAUUCUAUACGAAACGAUUUUAUAUGUAAACUAUAUAGAUAAUUAUUUAGUAUAAAGGAGGUAGACUUUCGAUGACCUUGACAUACGUCGUCAAGCACACUCUCCCGAGUAAUCUCUAAGAAGUUUUAGCUGUCGCUUAUUGUUUAUUAAAAAGUUAUUUACAAAAAAACUUAUGCAACGUUGCUUUGCGUGGAAAGUUAUGAAGACAGUGUGUUCCGCCUCCUACGGAGAGGCUCCAUUAUCAAAGAAAACUAAACAUAGGUUUGGGUUGAAUCUAUUGUAUAAAGAACUUGCUACAACAAACGACGACUAAAACCAAGGUUCCACAUGGGUUCACAAUUUUCCAUGCAAAGCGAGAUUCAAUCCAAAUUUAUGUGUCUCUAGACACACACACACUUUCUACGCGAAGCGACGUUCCACAUGGUACAUCAGUAGAGCAUUACAAAUUCUAUUUAGUUGAGUUUUUAUUUAAACAUCGUUUUGCCAUGAACGUAUAGACAAAUUUUUCACUUUCAUGUCAGAAAUGUAUCCUCUCAGUGAUAUUUUAUUACAAGAUACUGAAUAAUAUUUAUGUGUCAUAUUAAUAACAAAAAUUUGUAGUGUUGUAUAAUAUUGCAAAUAAUAAGAAAAAUGUUGGUUUUUAACAUUCGUUUGUGUGGUCAUAUUUAUGAAUAACUUUUCAACAAAUAUAACGAGCGACGGCUAAAAACCUUGAUUGUUAAUCGAGUAUAUGUUCUUGACAACAUGAUCAACAUCAUCGGAGCUGCUCUAAACUAAAUAAUUAUCAUUAUGUAUUACAUAUAAAAUAUCAUUAUGUAUUACAUAUAAAAAGAAGAAGUGCUCCUGACAACAUGUGUACUGUAAUGUGGCCUAUGUAACGUAAUUGAUCAUCACGGCUAAGCGGAACGAAAUGGUUCUUCUAAGAAAACAACACGUGCCUGAAAGCAAAAAGUCAAGUCUUUUUAUUCUCAAUUUUUUUAUACGUUAGCAUACAGUGGUAGUAUUAAAAUUUACAGAUAAAAAUAACCAAAAAUUUACAAACAAAAACUUACAGCUAUAUUUGAUGUAUAUAUUUAAAUGUGUAUCUUUAAGAGAGUACAACGCAGUGCUCGAAUUUUAUUUGCAUCGAAGGAUUUUCAUAAGUGUUACGCUGCUCGCUUUCUCUUCCGUGCCGCACUUAUCUCAGCGACGGUCAUUGCUUUGUCAUCGGUGGUGAGACGCGUUUUGAUAUUGCAACGGGGACCAUCGCUGAAGUAAGUGCGGUGAAGAGAAACUGAGAGAGGCGUAGCCGCAUACGUAUAGCGCUCAAAAAAAGCUUUCGGCAGUUGCAAGUAAAUUCAAACACUGGAAUAGAGAAUAAAUUUCUUUAUAAUUUAAUUUUUUUGAUCUAAUUAACAGAAUCAUAAUUUACAUGUUUUAAUUAUAAACGCGAUAUAUUAUACAUAUUUAUAAGCAAUAUAAUAAGGAAAUGA